UGAGUUUGAAGUGUUGCUCCAAUGUCCCUCGCCCAAGAGUUGGCAGCAUCUUCGAUGUCUGCCCAGGAGACGUUCUUCAAGGAAACCGUGCAGAAAUUCACGGCAGAGUGUAAACAUCAAGCAGCGAGAGGAUUUUGCAGCUGCACGAUGCGGUGUCACAAACCGAGUUACGUAUCCCAAGAAAGUCUUGAGAUUUUGGCACAUAGGCUGCACGAACUUGGCUUGGUGGAUGUCUAUGCAAGAGAUUGCGGUCUCCAAAUUGGUCCCCAAAUUGAGUAUAUUGAGUUGACCGCCAGAUGGAAGUUGAAGCCUGCAGAGCCCGAGAAGACCGGGAAAGGCACCAGCAGCACUUGUCCAGUGUGCUUCGAGAACGGUCCCGUCGUGGCCCUCACACCAUGCGGACACGUGGUGUGCAAACAAUGCCAGGCAGCUCAGCGAUUUCGUCAGUGCCCCAUGUGCCGCCAGGUCGUCACCGGAGCCACAACGGCUUUGUUCUUGUGACCUUGGUGGCAGCAACAAAACAUAGCAACAGCUGUCAUGGAAAGUGUGGCGCAUUUUGCUCCUGGCUUUCUGGCACCAGCUUUGCUUGCGGAUGGAUUUCGAUGCCGUCAUAGUUCCUUUCGGUUUUGCUGAGAGCACAGUGAUCAGCAUCUAUGUAUCUCUGACUGGCGCGCCCAAUGAGCCAGUAGAGAUAGUGUUUAAUCAUGCGGGACUGUCAGUCAAGUGGAUUUGCUACCUUGAGCAUGUUCACAGUAUGCGGCAUGAAGGGUUAUUUCAAAGCCCAUAAGAGGCUAGCACAGAACAAAACAGCAAACGAUGAUGAACCCUGCGAGG
This is a messenger RNA of Cladocopium goreaui, 834 nucleotides long. NCBI's taxonomy places the organism in Eukaryota, Dinophyceae, Suessiales, Symbiodiniaceae. The record is from the annotation of a GenBank genome assembly.